Molecule: messenger RNA, 927 nt
Organism: Lentinula edodes (shiitake mushroom)
Lineage: Eukaryota; Fungi; Basidiomycota; Agaricomycetes; Agaricales; Omphalotaceae
Product: RlpA-like double-psi beta-barrel-protein domain-containing protein-containing protein
Exons: 8
Coding region: 1-927 (308 amino acids)
Source: RefSeq, a predicted model, not a curated record
AUGUUCACGUUCAUGAUUGCGUCAUUAAUUCUCGCAUUUGCGUCGUCGUCGUCGUUGGUAGCAGGGAUGGCUAUCCCCAUUCGAAAGUCGUUGGAGGAUAAACGAAGUGUCACUGUGACGGACUUUUCAGGAGGAAGUGGUGAUGGAACAUACUACGAUGCAGGGCUCGGAGCUUGUGGGAUUACUAACACAGACACAGAUUAUAUUGCAGCGAUUGGAGAAGACUUCUUUGACCAAUAUGCUAUACACAUGGGUGUCACGUCUGGAAAUCCCAACGAAAAUCCAAUCUGCAAUAAGAAAGUGAUUGCAACCUAUCAAGGCAAAUCAGUCACAGUAGCCAUCACUGACCGAUGCGGAGGCUGCACGAAUCCCUAUAGCUUGGACUUCACCCCGACAGCAUUCUCUCAACUUGCUGAUCAAAGUGUCGGUCGAAUUACUGGGAUGACUUGGGUUUGGGCCGAUUCAGACUCUUCGGGUUCUGGGUCAGAUUCCGGGUCAUCCUCCUCAAGCUCGUCAUCCAGUGCGACUGACUCCUCGCCUACGGACUCGAGUAGUGGUUGGAGCUCUUCAAGCUCAACUGCAACUCCUACUGAUGUCGAUACCGCAGCUGGGACCGCAGUAUCCACUGCAUCCACAGAUACUUGGACGUCUGCAAUGAACACCUGGACUUCUGCUCCAGGUUCACCCACCGGUACAUCCACCUCAACUUCCUCGACCAGCUUCAUCACCGCCGGGGCUGUGGAUAACAUUGGCAGUCUGAAUGUUCCAUCCAUCUCAUCCGGGUUCAUCACUCGCUCGUCUUCGUCGGUUUUCCCGUCUGGAACGGCUCUCGGGGGUAGCAAUCCAGUGACGACCUCAGUGACGACGCAGGCUUCGAAGCUAAGCAGCGGAGCAAGGAGGUCGAUUCAAAGAUUAUGGGAGUUUUGA